AUGACCGAUCCAUCCGCAGCGGCAGGAGCUCAACAGCAGCAAAGCUACAAUCAGAUGUUGCUUCAAAUCCUGUCCCAGCAGCAGCAGCUGAUGGCUCAGCUCACGCAUCAGUUUUCUGCGACACAGAUCGCCAUGAAAUCGCUAGCGAGAGACGAGAUAGCCUUGGAUUCACUCUCCAGCAAUAUAGUUGAGUUUGCCUAUGAUCCGGAGCACGGAUCCACCUUCGACACGUGGUACUCGAGGUAUGCUGAUUUAUUCGACAAAGAUGCCAGCAGCCUGGAUGACGAUGCGAAGGUCCGACUUCUGAUGCGGAAAUUGAAUCCAGCAGUGCACGAGCGGUAUAGCAGUUUCAUCCUCCCAAAGCAGACGAAAGAUUUUUCGUUCGCGCAGACCAUUGAGAAGCUGAAAGCUAUUUACGGAUCGCCAGUGUCAAUUUUUCAUCGCCGAUAUCAGUGUCUUCAAACAGUCAAAGAAGAUGCAGAUGACUUUGUGACAUAUUCUUGCAAAGUUAACAAGUCGUGUGUUGACUUUAAACUUCGUGACUUGUCUGAGGAGCAGUUUAAAAGUCUAAUCUUUGCCUGUGGAUUAAAGUCACCGAAAGAUUCCGACAUACGCAUGCGGUUGAUUACGAAGCUCAACGAGACGGCAGAUAUCUCACUGGAGAAAAUUGUAGAAGAAUGCAAGCAGCUAACGAAUCUGAAGCAGGACAACAUUCUGGUGGAGAAUGCGCAUGCAGCAGCAACAGCAGUGCGAGCAGUGCAUCAAAACCGAUUCGUGAAGCAGAAAAAUAAACCACAAAGUUCCGGUAACAAACCAAAUAGUGAGCUACCCAGGACCCCGUGCUGGUCUUGCGGAGGCAUGCAUUAUACAAAAGAUUGCCAAUACCGUGAACACCUGUGCCGUGACUGUAAGAAGAAGGGGCAUAAGGAAGGCUAUUGCGGUUGUUUUUCGAAGAAGCCUGCGAAGAAGAAAUUCGAGCCGAGAAAGCAAAAGGACGUGAACGUUGUGUCGGUCAAAAACGUUAGCCAGAGACGGAAGUAUGCUGAAGUUCAGAUCAACAAAGUACCAGUCCAAAUGCAAGUAGAUUCAGCGUCGGAUAUCACUAUCAUUUCCGAUGCGACAUGGAAGCGGAUUGGACAACCACAGGGUGAUACUCCGUCAUGCGACGCUAGAACUGCUUCAGGAGAGCCACUCAAUCUCGCUUUGGAAUUUUGGUGUGACGUUGAGCUCAGUGGCAUCAAUAAACGAGGUAUGUGUCGCGUUGCAUCUUCUAACCUUGACCUGAAUAUUUUAGGUUCCGAUUGGAUGGAGUUGUUUAAUCUGUGGGACGUACCAAUCAGCCAGUUUUGUCACAGAAUCAACGACCAGUCGGAACAAGGUAUCGAAGCAAUACAAGCUCGUUUUCCGAAGGUGUUCACCGAGAAAAUGGGCCUCUGCACAAAAACGAAAAUCCAGUUCACUCUGAAAGGAGACACGAAACCAGUUUUUCGACCCAAGCGUCCUGUAGCAUACAGUGUGCAAGUAGCAGUCGAAGAGGAAAUCCAGCGUCUUUUGAGUUUGGGUAUUCUUAAGCCGGUUGAGCAUUCGGAAUGGGCCGCGCCUAUCGUUGUUGUGCGGAAACCGAAUGGACGGGUACGCAUAUGUGCUGAUUUUUCUACGGGUCUGAACAACGUGCUAGAGCCAAAUCAGUACCCGUUGCCGUUGCCGGAGGAUAUUUUUACUAAAAUGGCUGGGUGCAAAAUUUUCAGUCAUUUGGAUCUCUCCGAUGCGUACUUACAAGUGCAAGUUGAUCAACAGGACCAGCAACUACUAACCGUCAACACCCACAAGGGAUUGUUCCAGUAUACUCGCCUCACUCCCGGUAUCAAGGUAGCACCGGGCGCAUUCCAGCAGCUAAUGGACACUAUGAUGAGUGGACUUAGCGGUACGAGUGGAUACAUGGAUGACAUCCUCAUUGGUGGCCGAACACAAGUAGAGCAUGACACUAACCUCAACGCCGUACUGCGCCGUCUGGAAGAGUAUGGAUUCACGUUACGGAUCGAUAAGUGUAGCUUCAAUAUGCGACAAGUAAAAUAUUUGGGGCAGAUUAUGGAUGGUGAAGGGAUCAGACCGGAUCCUACCAAAGCUGCGGCUAUCGCCAACAUGCCACCCCCGCACGACGUACCGUCUCUUCGUUCGUAUCUCGGAGCUGUGAACUACUAUGCAAAGUAUGUUCCCGAAAUGCGUAAGCUGCGCUUCCCAAUGGAUCAACUACUCAAAGCAGGCACAAAGUGGGAAUGGUCAGCAGCGUGUCAACGGUCAUUCAACCAGUUCCGGAAAAUUUUGCAGAGUCCGUUGGCAUUAACACACUACAACCCUAAUAUGGAAAUUAUAGUGUCGGCGGACGCAUCGCAGCAUGGAAUUGGAGGUCGUAUAGCACACAAAUUUCCUGAUGGGACAAUCAAGGCGAUUGCGCACGUGUCUCGCGCAUUAACCAAAGCCGAAUCCAAUUACAGCCAGAUAGAAAAGGAAGCGCUCGCACUGAUUUUCGCCGUUACCCGCUUCCAUCGGAUGGUUUUUGGUCGACAUUUUGUCCUCGAAACGGAUCAUAAACCGUUAUUAUCUGUUUUUGGGUCCAAGAAAGGAAUACCGGUUUAUACGGCGAAUAGACUGCAACGAUGGGCAUUAACUUUGCUUCUAUAUGAUUUCAGCAUCAAGUACGUCAAUACCGAGAGUUUCGGUUAUGCUGAUAUCCUGUCGCGGCUGAAAAACACUCACAUUCGGCCAAACGAGGAAUAUGUCAUCGCUUCAGUUGAGUUGGAGGAUUCUAUGCUCGACAUCAUCAAGCAGUCAAGAGAGGUCCUUCCAGUAACAUUCAAGUCUGUUCAAGCUAAUACAGAUGUAGACGAAAUCCUUAGGCAGGUUAAGCAGCAUGUGCAGACAGGUUGGCCUAUACGGAAGAAUGUCAUCGAAAAUUCCCAAAUCCAACAGUUCUUUGACCGGCGUGAUAGUCUUUCUGUCAUCUCGGGUUGCAUUUUCUACGGUGAACGACUGGUAACUCCAAGCAAAUUCCGGGACAACGUACUCCAUUCACUGCAUAGAGGACAUCCUGGAAUUGACCGAAUGCGAUCGGUCGCCCGAAAUUAUGUCUACUGGCUAGGUAUCGACGAGGACGUAGCAAAUUUUGUUCGUUCUUGUACAAAUUGUUCCAGAGCAGCUAAGACAAAUAUCAAAACAAAUUUAGAGUCUUGGCCUAUACCUACACACCCGUGGCAACGUGUGCAUGCAGACUUUGCCGGUCCCGUAGAUGGACAAUUUUUCUUGAUAGUUGUAGAUUCGUUCAGCAAGUGGCCAGAGGUUGUACCAUCCAAGCGAAUCACCACUGCAGCCACUUUAGCUAUGUUCAGGGAAAUAUUCGCCAGACAUGGUAUGCCAGAAACAUUAGUAACCGAUAAUGGUACACAAUUUACCAGCGCUGAAUUUGCGGCAUAUUGUGAAACCAAUGGAAUCCUGCACUUGAAAACCCCAGCCUACCAUCCUCAGUCGAAUGGACUCGCAGAACGGUUUGUCGAUACGUUCAAGCGAACCAUGAAGAAGAUUUCAGCGGGGGGAGAGGCCCUCCGUGAGGCGUUAGAUACAUUUCUAUUGUGCUACCGUUCUACCCCAUGUCGCAGUGCACAGGAAGGCAAAUCACCAGCAGAAUUGCUACUAGGCCGAAAGCUGAGAACAUCACUUGAUUUGUUGAAGCCGCCCUCAUCGUACUACAAGCCGAUGAAUGCAAAACAAGAUCUUCAGUUUAAUCGGCGACAUGGUACCAAAGCUUCCAGCUAUGAUGCUAAAAACGACGUUUGGGUCAAAGUGCAUCGAAACAACUCGUGGACCUGGGAACCUGGAACAAUAGUUGAAAGAGUUGGAAAAGUCGUAUACAAUGUGUGGUUAUCGAAACAGCAGAAACUCAUCCGAUCCCAUUGUAACCAGUUACGAAAGCGGUUCGUUGCAGAAGAGACCAAACCAGUAAAGCAGCAGUCGUUCCAGAUACCACUCAGCAUUUUACUGGAUUCUUGGAGCCUCAACCAGCAGACAAAUGAAACCCAGUUUCCAGAAUCACCAAUGCCAGUACAGUCAUCAUCAUCCGAAAAUCAUGUUCUGUGUGAACCUGAACCUAUGGAGGUUCCUCAGCAUACAGCUCCUUUGCCAGAAGCUACUACUCAGCAAAAACUUCCACUUCGCCACUCUUCGAGGACCAGAAGAGCACCCGUGAGGUAUGACCCAUAUCAUCUCUAA
Messenger RNA from Sabethes cyaneus, 4263 nucleotides. RefSeq lists its product as uncharacterized. The record is from RefSeq and is a predicted model, not a curated record. Gene Ontology annotation, molecular function: nucleic acid binding. The transcript has a single exon. The coding region runs from base 1 to 4263 and encodes 1420 amino acids. Gene Ontology annotation, biological process: DNA integration. NCBI's taxonomy places the organism in Eukaryota, Metazoa, Arthropoda, Insecta, Diptera, Culicidae.